Aspergillus japonicus CBS 114.51 is the source of this 2529-nucleotide messenger RNA. RefSeq lists its product as uncharacterized. The record is from RefSeq and is a predicted model, not a curated record. NCBI's taxonomy places the organism in Eukaryota, Fungi, Ascomycota, Eurotiomycetes, Eurotiales, Aspergillaceae. The transcript has 2 exons. The coding region runs from base 1 to 2529 and encodes 842 amino acids.
AUGCUGAAAGCUGGAAAACGUCCCGAGCCAGCUCCAGAACCAGUGUCGACUUUCAGGACCAAUCCGGCUCAUCUGACACAAUGGCCCCUACCCAACGAUGGCCUUCAGCAGAUCGACGUAGCCAAUGCCCACGCGCGACUACUAGUUCCUAAAGGUCCUCCACCACAGCGACCCCCACGGCCCGACUGCCCUUCGCCUUCUGUGUACUCAGAAAGAAGCGUUGACGUCGUACCUAGCCCGCUAAACAUCAAACGGCCUGUUCCGUCUUUCUCGCAACCUCUCCCGAUUCAACAUGCUUCGCGACCAGCAAUCAGAAUUCCAAUCCCUCCUAGCCCAAGCACUCUUGCAGGUUCGACGCCCCGGGCAUCCAUUGCUACCGAGGACCUAUUCAGACAGUCGGGAGUUUCGUCAGUCGGUACAAUUUCUCUUACUGACCUGCCGGGGACGGCUCAUUCAUCACCCACGGAGCAUGUUGCUUCUUCGGAAUUUCCGCUGAAAAAAGCGGGUGGCCUUGCUCCGCCGAUGCCAGCUGCUCGACCAACUGAUAAUCGUGGUUCCUCCGUCUCACCGAUUCCUGAGGAAUUGCCCGAUAGCCCCACGAUCUCAAGAGAGCUUCACGCGCCAAGUCGACCAUAUCCUCCCAGUUGGUGCUCUGGACCGGCUGAGUCGGAGAUAUUAGGUACUUACCUGGAAGGCGACUCCGAUGAUAGUGAAUCACAGCAUUCUUUGCAGGUAGCCGCCCCUGCCCUUCUGAGGCAGGCAAGUAUUGGAACCCGUGGAAAGCCUGCAUUGCGCACAAUCCAGAAACCCAGUACAAACUCGCCUGUACCGCCAUCGGAGAAGACCCCGGUGUCUGCCAGACCAACUACGGCCGAUACUGCGGCCACGGCGGCGGUUUUGAAAGAGAUAGCUGCUGGAAGAGAGCGGAACGACAGCAUGUCAACAGUAUCGUCUGGCUCGACACAUUUCGGGACGGAGAAAGCGCCAAUUAUGCUGGAUCUGAGUGCUGAACAUCCCGCUCUGGCUCGCCCCUACGAUAACAAUGCGGCCCUGAGGAAAGAGGUUGGAGGGCUCCCGAAGGCAGCGCCGACAAUAAGCGAAACUAGGCCAAUGGGCCGUCGACCUCCUCGAUUGAAUAUGACCGCUGUUCGUGAUGCAGAGGCACGUGGAAGUCUAACAAGCUUACCUGAUUUGAUUCGCCGAGCGACCAAACUCGCGUCUAAUCUCGAGCAUGGCCGAACUGCAAGCAGAAACGACUUACUCAAUGGAGGCAACCCUCGUUUUCAUCAGAGACGUAACUCGGGAUCAAUCCAGAGCAUUCUAGCAUCUUUCCCACCCCCUGCUGCGGUACAGGACGGUGCUCACUCAUCCUGGCCUUUCUUUUUUCGAAGGUCCACGCUACAUCAAAUCCACUCCAACGAGCCCCCCAAAGAAGUGGACCAGGAAAAAGCCCAACCAAAGCAGGCCCGCCGCUGCUGUGGCAUGCCCCCAUGGCUUUUCGGACUUGUCUGUGUUAUUAUCAUCGUCAUCAUCUUGGCCGCUGUUCUAAUCCCUGUUUGCUUGGUCGUUCUCAAGCACAAGUCGAGCGGGUCUGACUGUGCGAAGACAACACCGUGUGAGAAUGGCGGUGUCAGUGUUUCGAGCGGCAAUGUCUGCUCCUGUGUCUGCGCCAAUGGGUUUACAGGCAGUCGUUGCGCAACUGCCGGCGAUGCCAGCUGUGUUACAGCCAAGAUCAACAACAAGAGUGCCACCAUGGGUAGUGAUCUUCCAGACUUAUUUGAAGGUGCCCAGCAGAAUUACAGCAUCUCACUGGAUGAGACGACUAUCAUGGCGUUGUUCAGCCAGAACAAUGUCUCGUGCACGACCGAGAAUAGCCUGGUGUCCUUCUCCGGCAUUUCGACGAGCAGCAGCAGUAGUAAAUCCCGCCGUGCUUUCCUUCCCUGGUAUGACCUGACGGAAUCCUCCAACUCCAACCCACUGCCCUUUGCCUACGAACAACCACCGCCGACCUCGGCCACGCCGAACCUGCCCACGCAAGUCCUUGCUGCCCGUGCCUCGAUUGCUACAGAGAACGGGAUCAUCUUCGAUGACACCCCACCGACCACUACCGGACAAGCUGCGACGGACACCGCCACCGCCACAGCAGCAACAGCCACUCAUGCAGCGACUGCCACGGAUGUCCGCCAUCCCGGAUCCCAAACGACCUCGACGGUGACAGCAGCAGCAAGUUCCUCGCCCACGUCCACGGCGGCUGCGUCUUCAUCCUCCAAUUCAACCACGGUGAUCACAAGCAAAGCCCUGACCUUCGCUCGCAUCUCGGUCCUGUACAUUUUCCAGGAGACCGGCACCCUCUCGGCUGCCACGUUCGCGGGGAACGACCUGCAGCUGUACCUGACGAAUGUGUAUACCGAGGAGUCGAAACACAUCCACGCCAUUGACCUGGCUCCCGCCGGCGUGAAGGGGAAUUUCACUCUGAACUUCGAUCAGUACCAAAUCACCUUGCCGAAUGGGAACGUGGUCGGAGGAUGA